Molecule: messenger RNA, 765 nt
Organism: Pediculus humanus corporis (human body louse)
Lineage: Eukaryota; Metazoa; Arthropoda; Insecta; Psocodea; Pediculidae
Product: tetratricopeptide repeat protein, putative
Exons: 5
Coding region: 1-765 (254 amino acids)
Molecular function (GO): protein binding
Source: RefSeq, a predicted model, not a curated record
AUGUCAGGUACCAAAGACGAAUCUGAUGUUGAAGCAAGUAAUAAUUUAUCUAAUGAAAAAAUAAUUGAUGAUGUUGUCGAGUCAUGUAAAAAAUUAAAUGUUGAAAACCAAAGUGAUAAUUGUGAUUCUAAAGAGGCAAAUGAACAUGAUGAUGUCGAUGAAGAUGCCAUCGAUGAAAUUCGUCUUAAGGAGUUAGAUAAUGCAAGCAGUCGAGAAGAGUUACAGGAAAGAAAAGAAUUAGGAAUUAAAAUUAAAGAAGAAGGAAACACUUUAUUUAAAAAUGGAGAAUAUGAAUCUGCGAUAAAAAAAUAUUCUCAAGCUUUAAAUACAUGUCCUUUAGAAUUUGUCGAAGAAAGAGCAGUUUUAUAUGCUAACAGAGCAGCAGCAAAGUUAAAAAAUGGUUUAAAUAAAGAAGCUAUUGAUGAUUGUUCAAAAGCUUUGGAAUUAAAUCCUAAUUAUGUGAAAGCCUACAUAAGGAGAGCUAAACUAUAUGAAGAAUGUGAUAAGUUGGAUGAAGCUUUAGAAGAUUAUAAAAAAAUUUUAGAGUUUGACCCUGGAUAUAGUGAAGCAAUCGCAGCGACAAUGAGGUUGCCAGAAGAAAUAAAUAAAAGAAAUGAAAAACUUAAAACUGAAAUGUUAAGUUCAUUAAAAGAAUUAGGAAAUAAACUGUUGAAACCAUUUGGACUUUCCACUGAUAAUUUUCAACUUCAGCAAGAUCCCAAUAGCGGUGGAUAUUCUAUUAAUUUUACACAAAAUAAAAAAUGA